Messenger RNA from Eutrema salsugineum, 1925 nucleotides. Its product is annotated as DNA ligase 1. The transcript is spliced from 2 exons. Lineage: Eukaryota; Viridiplantae; Streptophyta; Magnoliopsida; Brassicales; Brassicaceae. The record is from RefSeq and is a predicted model, not a curated record. Bases 155 to 1672 code for a protein of 505 amino acids.
CCAACGCGUAUGUUUACAGCGUCACACUCAUCGUCUCUUAUUAUAUAUAUCCAAAACCCAUCUCAGAUCCAAUUCAGAUCAGUUCGAUCGUCUUUCUCAAAACAUAACUACAACAUUUAAUAAAAGCAACAACUUCGGAAAAUCUAAGGGAAUUAUGUCACUGAACGAAGAAAAUGUCAAGAAAGAGAAACUUCAUGUAAACAUGAAGACGCAGGAAGUGGAUUCAAACAAGAAGGGAGAGAAUGUUGAGUUGGAGAUGGAAGUAAAGGCCAAGUCUGUUGAGAAGGUUAAAACAAAAAACAAAGAAGAAGAGAGUGGAGGGAAAUCAAAGAAGGAAAAGGAAAAAGAAAAAAUAAAGUACAAGAAGGAUGACUCAAAGGUAGAAGAAGAUAAAAAUGACAAGAAGAAAGACGAAGAAAAUGUUUUCAAGAAACAUGGGAAACAUAAAGAAGGGCAUGGAGAUAUGGAAGUGGAAGAGCAAGAUGAGGAAAAAAAAGAUAAAGAGAAGAAUCACGAGGAAGUAUUGCAACGAAAGGAGUUAAAAGAAGAGUUAAAAGAAGAAGGAGAAGGUAAAGAUAAGAAGAAAGAGAAGGAUGAAUCAGGUGCAGAGGAGAAAAAGAAGGCGGCUAAAGAGAAGAAACCGAAAGAAGAAUCCAAGAGUAAGGAAGACAAGAAGAUGAAAGAAAAGAAACUCAAUGGUGCAGAGAAGAAGAAUAAAAAGGGAGAGAAGGAUGAGCCUAAGGAAGAGGUUGAAGGAAAGAAGAAGAAAGAGAAAAAAGAACAUGAUAUGGAGGCUAUAGACAAUAUUGUAAAUGUGAAAGAGCAAAAUGAAGAAGACAAGAAGAAAAACAAGGGUAUAGAGACGAAACACGAGGAUGUAUCACCAGGAAAGGAGGGGAUAGAAGAAGAAGAAGCCGCCAAAAAAAAUAAGAAGAAAGAGAAGGAUGAAUCAGGUGCAAAGCUAAAAAAGAAGAAUGCUGAUAAAGAAAAGAAGAUGAAAAAGGGAGAGAAGGAUGAGCCUGAGGAAGAAGAUAAAGGAAAGAAGAAAGAAGAUGCUGGAACAGAUCAAGAGAAGAAAGAAGAAGAUCAUAAGGAGGGAAAGAAAAAGAAGAAUAAAGAUAAGGCGAAGAAAAAGGAAAUGAAUGAGAUUUAUGAGAAAGAAGCAGAAGAUGAGGAUGAGGAUGAAGGACAAAUGAAGCAGAAAAAGAAAAAAGAGCCAAAGAAGAAGAAUGACGAAAAAGAUAACAAAGAUGACAAGAAGCAGCAGGAAAGCCUUGACACUGAAGUGUUAUCCAGAGAUACUAAAUCUGAAGAACCAGAAGCUAAGGCAGAGGAAGGCAACACAGAAGAGAAGAAGAACAAGAAUGGAGAAUUUGGAGAGGGUGAUCAAGAGGGGAAGAAAACAAAGAAGAAAGAGAAAGAGAAGAACAAGAAGAAAGAAUCAAAGGAAACGAAAAAGAUAGAGGCUGAAGAAGAUAUGAAAGCUAAUACUGACGUCACAGCAUCUUCCAAGGGUAAAAAAGCAAACAAAGGAGAAGAAAACAAAGAAAAAGAUGUGAAGAAGCUUAAUGAAAUCAAGAAGAAGGGUAAUGGCAUUGGUAAGCUGAAAAUGAAGCUGGAGAAGAUUGAUGGAAAAAUAAAAGCCUUAAUGGAGACAAAGAAGAAAUUGUGAAUCAGAUUAGAAGUGCAGAGGGAGAGCAAUGAUGGGAACACGGAAAAAUGUUAGUAGAGACAUAGCAACAUGCAGGUAGAAACUGAGGCUAACAUGUUUCUUGACAGUUGCACUGGACUUUUUGUUUUUCUCUCUGUUGAGUUGUGACAAAUUAGUUUGGUUAUUGUACCUUUGAUGUUUUACAUCCGUGUAAUUCUUUAUGUAUUGUAGUCCUUUUUGAAAAGAAAAAAUUAAUCUCGAGUCUUGAUUAGUC